Molecule: messenger RNA, 2596 nt
Organism: Podarcis lilfordi (Lilford's wall lizard)
Lineage: Eukaryota; Metazoa; Chordata; Lepidosauria; Squamata; Lacertidae
Source: the annotation of a GenBank genome assembly
AUGGGGGAAUGGACCAUCCUAGAGAGACUCCUCGAAGCCGCCGUCCAGCAGCACUCCACUAUGAUAGGGAGGUAAGCGGCCCGACGGCUCCCGGCGCGCCUCCCUCCCCGUCGCCCUCUUUGACCCUGCCGGGCUCCUGCGGCGGAGGGAGCUCCACGGGGACGCUGCGCUCUCCUGCGCUCCCUCGCGCGCUCCCUGCCCGCCAUCCUAAAUGGCAUCGCCCUGGAAGGAAGUCCCCUGGAUUCCUGCGGGACCGGCUUCCAGGAAGGGGGAGUUGGGGGGGGAGGAAGCCGCAGCCCAACCGGACACCUUGAAGCACCGGAUUUCCCAGCAACCCCCAUUCCCAACCCCCUUCGACAUUCCCAAUUAUUUCUUUGGCAAACUUGCUACCGCACAGGACUGCGCGGUCUCUCUCUCCGCCCCCCCCCACUCCCUUCAAACCGCUUCUCUGCUUUGUUUCAGAGUUCACUGCUAGUGCACGGGACUCUCUUAACCUUCGAUAUAAUCCAUUCCCCCCCCCUUCCCUUCCCACCCCCGUCGGCUUAUUCAUUAAAAAAGAAAAGCGAAUGACUGAAUGCACAUUUAAAGGAGACAGAAGAUGUGGAUGAUGUUUGCUGUUAGGUAGCAUAAUAGUAAUAAUAGUAAUAAUAAUAGUAAUAUGUAGAAUGAGUCACUUUCAAAGAGUCGUAUUAUUAUCUAGCUGGUGAUUGCAGCUGGCAAAAUGCAAGGGUAAAGUAAGGACAAGUGAGCUCCCUUACCUUUGAUUUGCUUCCCUCCUCUCAUUUAUGGUUUGAUCAAUAUGCUGCAUACCAUAGAAAGUGGGAGAGGUGCCACUCUCUUUUAUUUGACCGACAUCUGUUUUCGGACACUUGAGGUACAGGAGAAAAACACGCACACAACUGGCUGCUUAGAACUGUCAUUGUGGUUAUAGAUUUUCCCCUGUAUAAGCCAAAGUAAGAUUUGUGCUCAAAUAAACCAAGCAAGCAUUUCCUUCUGUUUGCUGUAAACAUCCGUAUGGAUAAGGACAUUGCUUAGGCAAUCAUUUUUUGUUUUUUGUUUGGUCAAGCCACUCAAGAAAAGCGGAGAAGUUUGAGAAGGUUGAAUGAGAUACAAGAUCAGCACUGGACAGCUCCCCAUAAUGAUUGAAAUUAGCCUGCGUUUUCUUAACCUCUUUAAGUUCAAAGAAUAUAAGAAAUGCCAUGCUUGAUUUGACUGGUGGUGCAUCGGUUUGGUUAUUUUAUAAAUUUGUGAAUCACAUUCACUACUUUAAAAGUGCCCAAAUUAAUGUAGAAUAAAAAUGAUUCCUAAAAGCUAGUGCACAGCCAUAGAGAAAGUGUAAAUAAAAAUAGCAAAAAAGGGGGGGAUAACAAGUAAUAUCCUGGAGAGGUCUUUGCAAAUAAAAAUAUUUACACUUGUUUGUGGGAAGAAUAUACAGAGGCAGAUUGCUGAACCCCUUCUAGGGCAUCAGCAAUGCCUUCUAGGGCAUCUAAUACAUAUCUAAUGGAUAUCUCUGACUGUGGCCAGACAGGAGCAAGUUGAGCAAGAUUAUGACACCCAUCAUGACUUUUAUGGUUUUACCAUAUAAUAAUCACACUGUCUCUGAACACAGAAGUUGUGCUUCUGACUAGCUUGGCUAGUGGCCACCAGCAGAGCUAUUCUCCAUUUAUGUGUUUUCUUUAAAAUAGUAGUGAUUUUUUUCAGUAUUCCUCUUCUGCCCUGUAAAUGUGCACUCAUCUAACCUUUGUUUUAUAGGAUUCUGCUGACCGUGGUGGUGAUCUUCAGGAUUCUUAUUGUGGCCAUUGUAGGAGAAACUGUGUACGACGAUGAGCAGACUAUGUUUGUGUGCAACACCUUGCAGCCAGGCUGCAACCAGGCAUGUUAUGACCAAGCAUUUCCCAUUUCUCACAUUCGAUACUGGGUAUUUCAGAUCAUCAUGGUGUGCACUCCUAGCCUCUGCUUUAUAACAUAUUCUGUUCACCAAUCUGCCAAGCAGAGGGAAAGGAGGUACUCCACUGUCUUCCUCACUUUGGACAGGGAUCAGGACUCCAUGAAGAGGGACGACAGCAAGAAGAUCAAGAAUACCAUUGUCAAUGGGGUGCUGCAGAACACUGAGAACUCCACCAAGGAGGCAGAACCUGACUGCUUGGAAGUAAAGGAAAUUCCUAACCCAGCUAUUAGAACCACCAAGUCAAAGAUGAGGCGGCAAGAAGGGAUCUCUAGGUUUUAUAUCAUUCAGGUGGUCUUCAGAAAUGCCCUGGAGAUUGGGUUUUUAGUGGGACAGUAUUUCCUGUAUGGAUUCAAUGUCCCAUCCAUGUACGAAUGUGACAGGUAUCCUUGCAUUAAGGAAGUGGAGUGUUACGUCUCCAGGCCCACUGAGAAGACAGUCUUCUUGGUCUUCAUGUUUGCCGUCAGUGGCAUUUGUGUGGUGCUCAAUUUGGCCGAACUGAACCACUUGGGCUGGAGAAAGAUCAAAAUGGCAGUGAGGGGAGUGCAAGCGAAACGGAAAUCGAUUUAUGAAAUCAGAAACAAAGACCUGCCACGUAUGAGUGUGCCUAACUUUGGCAGGACUCAGUCCAGUGACUCUGCUUACGUGUGA